Molecule: messenger RNA, 3237 nt
Organism: Aspergillus brunneoviolaceus CBS 621.78
Lineage: Eukaryota; Fungi; Ascomycota; Eurotiomycetes; Eurotiales; Aspergillaceae
Product: putative C6 transcription factor (Mut3)
Exons: 4
Coding region: 1-3237 (1078 amino acids)
Biological process (GO): positive regulation of transcription by RNA polymerase II; DNA-templated transcription
Cellular component (GO): nucleus
Molecular function (GO): zinc ion binding; DNA-binding transcription factor activity, RNA polymerase II-specific; sequence-specific DNA binding
Source: RefSeq, a predicted model, not a curated record
AUGGCAUCCCCUUCCGGUCCGUUAAUCGCCGACCCUGCGAAUGAGGACGAUCCCUCUGCUGUCUCCGAUUCGUUUUUUGCUUCCCAUGAUGAUGUCGAUCCCGCUGCCCCGGCCCUUCAUGACGAAGAUGAUUUACCCAUGAGGGACGAGGGGCUCAAGCCUGUCAAGGAACCGCUGCCUAUGCAAAAGCGUCGCCGGGUAACGCGGGCCUGUGAUGAAUGUCGUCGCAAGAAAAUCAAGUGCGACGGCAAGCAGCCGUGCACGCACUGCACGGUCUACAGUUACGAGUGCACCUACGACCAACCUUCCAACCGUCGUCGCAACCCCGCCCCGCAAUAUGUUGAAGCUCUGGAAACUCGACUGCACAAAGCCGAGGCCCUGCUGCGCGUCGUGCUUCCGGAUUUAAAUCUGGACGAUCCACAAUUCGACGUGCAUGCUACCGAGCAGAUGCUGGCCGCCAUCAAGCGUGAAAAACCCCCGCCUCCCCCGCAGCAACAGCAACAGCAGCCGCAGCAGGAACCGGCUGCACCACCUGCACCUGCUGAGACGACGAACGGAUCGCAACCCUCAGUCCCCGCUCCCGCUGACGAUACGACCACGGACGGGGCUAAUGGUGAUGAAUCGCUGCUUGAGUCGAUGGUCGAUAAUUCCGGUUACCUCGAUCUUGAUGACCAGGGACAUUGGGAUUAUCAUGGACACAGUUCUGGUAUGACAUUUAUCCGACGCCUGCGGAAGCAGCUCGGAGCUUCCGACAUGCCGCUGCCUACUCUCCGGUCGCGACCGGUCGCGCAAACGCUCUUCGACAGCCCCAAAUCCGUAUCUGAAUCGCCGCAAGAUGCGUCCCUGCCGCCCACUCAUGAUCUUCCCUCCCGGGAAAUUGGCCGGCGACUAUGUCACAACGCCUUGGACGAUGCCUGCGCGUUAAUGCGUUUCGUGCAUGAACCUACGUUUUACACCAUGUUUGAUCGAAUCUAUGAUACGCCAUUAGACCACUUUACCAACGAGGAGAAUUCCUUCCUGCCGCUACUCUAUAUCGUAAUGGCCGUCGGAUGUCUGUUUUCUGACGAUGGCUCCAGUACCUUGGACAUCUCAGGCUACGAGGGUGCUAUCGGGCAAGGGUUUCAAUACUUCAAAGCAGGUCGCCAGCUCCUGGAAAUAACCGACUGCCGCGACUUAACCUCGCUUCAGGCCAUCUGUUUCAUGAUUCUAUUCCUGCAAUCGUCCGCCAAACUUAGCACAUGCUACUCUUAUAUUGGUAUCGCGCAGCGAUCCGCUCUGCGAUUAGGCCUGCACCGCAAUGUGACGAUACACUUUACCCCUCUUGAGCAGGAGAUGCGCAAACGCAUCUUUUGGACGAUUCGCAGAAUGGAUGUCUAUGUCAGCACCUUACUCGGGUUACCUCUGAUGCUGAACGACGAUGACAUCGAUCAAGUGUACCCAGAGCCGGUCGAUUCGGAAUUUAUCACCAAGACUGGCAUCCUACCCGUGCCUUCGGAUCAUACCCCUUUGAUGGCUGGGGCGAUCGCGCAUACCCGGUUGACCAACAUCACACUCAAGGUUGUGCAAUACAUCUACCCUGUGAAGAAAGCGCAACAUCCUGUCGCAUCGGAUCAGCGCUAUGUGGUCAGCCACUCCAAAAUCCGGGAGAUCGAGAGGGAUCUUCAGGCCUGGAUGGAAGAGCUCCCCGCGGCUCUGCGACCGGGGACGGAGGUCUCCCCACAGCUCGAGCGCAUCCGCCAACUACUCCGCAUUAGUUACGCCCACGUUCAGGUCAUACUCUACCGGCCCUUCCUUCACUAUGUCUCCAGCGGCUCGCAAGCUCGAGGAGUGGACCGGCGAUCCUACGCUUGCGCUGCGGCCUGUGUUAGUGUCUCACGCAACAUCGUACAUAUCACGACCGGCAUGCAUAAGAGAGGGCUACUCAAUGGAUCGUUCUGGUUCACCAUGUAUACCACCUAUUUCGCCAUUUUGUCGCUGUUGUUCUUCGUGCUCGAGAAUCCCGAUUCUCCAACCGCAAAGGAUGGCGUCCUCAAAGACGCCAUGGAAGGCAAAAACACGUUGGCAGGAUUAGCGAAGAAGAGCAUGGCGGCAGACCGGUGCUCUCAGAGUCUCAAUGGUCUUUUCAAGAACCUUCCGGAGCUGCUCAAGAAUCGUCAGAGUGCGAAGAAGCGGGCGAGCUUGAAGCGGCCCGCCCCCUCGUCUGGCCACCACCACCGCCCACCUCCCGCCAAGAGCGCCGCGAGCGCUGCCGCCUCGGUGCCCUUGGAGAUGCCACCACCACAGCGUGCCAACACUUUCCCUACGCAACUGCUCAGUCGAUCGGUGAAGCAAGAGGCUAGCAAUACCCCCAAGAGCUUCGAUGACAGUGCUGCUAGCCGCAGUCCUGCUUCUAAUGUGCGCCCAAGCCAGCCUUCAACGUGGAUCCCGUCCACGCCCGAGAUGGCCGCUGAUGCCGUGUCCACGCCGUCGGAUAUUGCAUCCAACAACGACAGGACGCCCGCGUCGACAGGGGCAUCUCCGGUAUCCAUGUCGCUCGCCUUGGGCGAAGUCACACCAAAUCAAUUUGGGGCGCACGCAUUCGCCAAUCCCAGUCAGUUCCCAGAUCUAAUGCCCAUCAUGUUCCCAUCGGACGACCCUUUUGCCUAUCCGACACAACCGAUGUCUACACUAGAGAACGAUCACUUCGGCCAGGACCCAGCCAGCGCUACGACUGCCACCUCUUUCGCCCCUGGUUUGGCCUCCACGGCCGACGGCAGCACCGUCAGCACGAUGGGAGUAUCCACCCCCACAUUGGACGGCUUCGGCAAUUUCUCCGUCUUCUCCAGCGGAAAUCCGGGGGCCAUCAGCUCCAGUGUGCCGGGACGCUUGCCCAAUCAGCCACCGCAUCAUAUCAACCACUCGCGGCUGCAGUCGCCUGUCUCCCAUGGAACUUCGACCCCUGCCAACGGCGCCGAAGCCGUCAACAGCCCCGAUCUGGUCUCCCUGCCUAACCAGAACUUCAUCUGGCAAGGCUACAAUUUCCAGCCUCCCAGUAAUUUCCCCACGGAGAUGAUGACCGCGACAGCCACGCGGACCGGAUUGGGUCAAUUCGGAAUGGGCGCGCCCGACCCCACGUCGCUGGGCGUCGGAUUAGACUUGGGCCUCCCGCUUGACGAUAUUUUCGGCAAUACCGACGCAUGUCGGCCCGGCGGCUUCAGUAAUGAGGAAUGGCUUCAGUUCAUGAAUGCCGGGAAUUAA